AUGAUCUCGAACGUUAAAGUUGCCAUCGACAGAGGUGGAACCUUCACCGACGUGAUUGCCGUGAUCCCUGGCCAGGAGGACUUUGUGUUCAAGCUGUUGUCAGUGGACCCAGAUAACUACAAAGACGCAAAUGUCGAGGCUAUCCGUCGAGUUCUCGAGCAUCUCUCCGGGGAGUCAAUCCCCAAGGACAGUCUGCUGGAUACCAGUUCUAUCAGCAGUAUUCGACUCGGAACAACCGUGGCCACGAACGCUCUUUUGGAGCGUAAAGGUGCUCGGUGCGCUCUUUUGACUACCAUUGGAUUCAAAGACAUUCUACGUAUUGGAGACCAAACUCGGCCGGAUCUGUUUGCCAUGCGUAUUCGCAAGCCAGAGGUUCUGUACGAGGAUGUCAUUGAAAUCAAAGAACGUGUGACCGCCCCUGAUUACGAGGAGGACCCAGAUCAGGUCAAGUUUGACCAUUUGGUUGGUACCGAUAAGGAUUAUGUGAGUGGUGUUACGGGACAGACGUACCAGAUCUUGCAACCAUUGGAUCUGGAAGACGCUCGUGCUCAAUUGGAGACCUUGAAAGCCAAAGGAAUCAUGUCUCUUGGAAUUUGUUUGGUUCACGGAUACGACUACACUGACCACGAGAUACGCUUGAAAAAGUUGGCUUUAGAGAUGGGAUUUGAGUUUGUUGCAACCUCGCACGAGCUCCUUCCAAUGAUCAAGGCUAUUCCAAGAGCCCAAUCCGUGGCCGUGGAAGCGUACUUGACCCCAAUUAUCAAAGAAUACAUUGCGUCGUUCUUGCAAGGUUUCAAGCCAGGGUUUGAGAAGACAACCAGAGUCGAAUUCAUGCAAAGUGACGGUGGACUGGUUCCAUACACAGACUUUACGGGACUUCGUGCUCUAUUGUCUGGCCCGGCUGGUGGUGUUGUUGGCGAGGCCCAAACCUGCUACGACCCGACAGAAGGCACUCCUAUUGUUGGAUUCGACAUGGGUGGAACUUCAACAGACGUUUCCAGAUACGAUGGUGGCUACGAGUUUGUGUUCCACUCAAUUACUGCUGGAAUCCACGUUGCAGCUCCUCAGCUGGAUAUCAACACGGUUGCAGCCGGUGGAGGAUCGAUCUUGGAGUACGUUAACGGCGUUUUCAAAGUUGGCCCCGAAUCUGCUUCUUCUCACCCUGGUCCUGCGUGCUACCGCAAGGGAGGACCGCUUACCAUUACUGACGCAAACCUGUACGUUGGUCGGAUUCUGCCCGAGUUCUUUCCGCACAUCUUUGGCCCCAACGAGGACCAGCCGUUGGAUUAUGACAUUGUGGAUCAGAAGUUCAAGCAGCUCACAGAGAUCAUCAAUGCAGAGAACAAGGAUUCCCAGAAAACGCCUCAUGAGGUUGCCCUGGGUUUCCUCGAGGUUGCGAACCAUAACAUGGCCAAGCCUAUUCGUGCACUGACCGAAUCCCGUGGCCACAACGUUGCCAAACACAACCUUGCCUCGUUUGGCGGAGCAGGCGGACAAAACUGUGUGGACGUUGCCCGAAUUCUCAACAUGAAGAAAGUCAUCAUCCACAAGUACUCCUCUGUGCUAUCUGCGUACGGAAUCGGUAUGGCCGAUGUGGUAAAGGAGAAGCUCGAGCCCCACGACGACGUUUACUGCGACGCGGUGCGCGACAAACUUCUUCUGAGAUGCUCCCAGAUCCAGGCCGACCUGACUGCAAGUCUCGUCAAGCAAGGAGUGGACCCAAAGACAGUUGAGAGCAAGUUCUAUUUCAACCUGGGAUACCGUGGAUCGGACACCAAACUGAUGAUCGAGCAGUCGGAGAUAGAUUUCCUCGACGCUUUUGUCAAACGUCACGAGAGAGAGUUUUCGUUUGUCGACCCGUCCAAAUCAGUCAUUGUUCACGACAUCAGAGUCCGUACCACUGGAUCCACAUCCAAAAUUCCACAAAAAUCGCCAUUUGAUCGGGAAGGUGUUGUGGAGACAGAGGUUGCAGAUUCUUUGAAGCUCAAGACCUCUCCAGUGUACUUUAGCGAGAACAGUCAUGGUGUUGCUCAUGAAACGCGCAUUUUCCGCAUUCCGGAUCUUGCUCUGGGCCAGACGGUUCAAGGACCUGCCAUUCUGCUGGAUGCUACACAAACUAUUUGCGUGAAUCCAAAUUCUAGAGCACUGAACCUGGAAAAACACAUUGUGAUCGAUCUUGGAGAAGAAUCAAAACUCAGCGCGGUGGCGUCCUCCAAAACACUCUCUGUUGAUCCUAUUCUGCUUGCCGUGUUCCAAAACAGAUUCAUGGCUAUUGCCGAAGAUAUGGGAACUACUCUGCAAAAAAUUAGUGUUUCGGCCAACAUCAAAGAACGGAUGGACUUUUCGUGUGCGUUGUUUGAUGCAGACGGAAACCUCACGGCCAAUGCGCCUCAUGUCCCUGUGCAUCUGGGAUCCAUGUCUCAUUGCAUCCGGUAUGCUAAGAAAUACUGGGGCAAAAACAUCAGGCCAGGUGACGUUCUUGCUUCCAACCACCCACAAGCCGGAGGAACACAUUUACCAGACAUCACUCUGAUCUCGCCUGUCUUCAUUGACGACAAGAUUAGAUUCUUCACUGCUUCUAGAGCUCACCACGCAGAGAUCGGAGGAUCUGCUCCUGGUUCGUGCGCAGCUGAUGCUACCGAGCUCUACCAGGAAGGAGCACAGUUCUUGCACUGGAAGAUUGUGGAGAACUCCAAGUUCGAUUACGACGGUGUGCAGAGAUACUUUGUUGAAGAGCCAGCAAAGUAUCCUGGGUGCUCUGGUUCGAGAAAUGUGAAUGACAAUCUGUCUGACCUGAAAGCGCAGAUCGCCGCAAACCUUAAGGGAGUCCACCUCCUGGAAGAUUUGUUUGCGGAGUACGGAACAGAGGUGGUGCUAUUCUACAUGACCAACGUGCGGAAAACAGCAGCCACCGCGGUGCGUAACUUCUUCAGGAAAACGGCCGAGAAGCUGCACGACCAGCUACCAUUGCGUGCAACCGAAAUAAUGGACGACGGAUCAAUUAUCAAUGUGACGAUCGACAUUGACGGGGAGAAAGGUGAGGCGUUCUAUGAUUUUACAGGAACUUCAGAAGAGGCAUACAGCCCUUGCAAUGCCCCAAUUGCUAUCACCCACGCAUGUAUCAUCUACUCCUUGAGGUUAAUGCUGGAACAAGAUAUCCCUUUGAACGAAGGGUGUCUCGAGCCAGUCAAAAUGUUCAUCCCAGAAGGAAGUAUUCUGAACCCGUCCGAGUUUGCUGCUGUUGCUGCUGCCAAUUCGACCACCUCCCAGAGACUCAAUGACUGUCUGCUGAAAGCCUUUGGACUCUGUGCGGCCUCUACCGGCUCCAACAAUACCAUUGGGUUCGGAAAGGGCGGAAAGAACCACGAAACCGGCGAGAUCAAGCCCGGAUUCGCCAUGGUGGAGACCAUUGGUGGUGGAUCUGGAGCCAGCGAGGGCUACCACGGAUGGUCAGGCGUGCACUGUCACAUGACCAACACAAAGAUCACUGAUCCGGAGAUCUUUGAAAAGCGGUACCCUGUGGUUCUGCACGAGUUCAGCAUCCGCAAAAACUCCGGCGGUAAGGGUAAGUGGAAUGGAGGAGAUGGACUGAUCAGAACGAUCGAGUUUACUACUGAUUUGUCAUGUACUCUUCGUACUCAGCGCAGAAACAGUGGACCCUAUGGCGUUCAUGGCGGACAAGCAGCUAAAUUGGGCAAGAAUCUGCUUGGAAAGAUCCAAGAAGGCAAGUUCAGAUGGAUCCACAUGCCUGCUUUUGCCCAAUUCCAGCUGCACAAAGGAGAAUUUGUCAGUAUUGUGACUCCCGGCGGAGGAGGAUAUGGAGCCCCAACAGAAACGGAAUCCGUCCCGGCCUACGUGCGUCCUGUUGAACAGACGGUGUUCAAGCCUAUUGCUGGUGGCUCUCUGGCCUUGAAAACCGAAUUGGGAAAUACCUCUCAGUAA
This is a messenger RNA of Ogataea philodendri, 3942 nucleotides long. RefSeq lists its product as uncharacterized. Gene Ontology annotation, biological process: glutathione metabolic process. Bases 1 to 3942 code for a protein of 1313 amino acids. The transcript has a single exon. The record is from RefSeq and is a predicted model, not a curated record. Gene Ontology annotation, molecular function: 5-oxoprolinase (ATP-hydrolyzing) activity. Gene Ontology annotation, cellular component: cytosol. NCBI's taxonomy places the organism in Eukaryota, Fungi, Ascomycota, Pichiomycetes, Pichiales, Pichiaceae.